AUGCGUUAUCGCAGACCUACACGCUCGCUCUAUGCUCUCACUCGAGAAGAAAUCACGCGCGGGAUCGCGAAUCGCUUCGUCCACUCACGGACGUACAUAUUCCUCUACCUGGGCAUGGCCGCUCUGUCCAUUACAACGGUCAUUCUUAGUCUACAGGAUGGUUGUCCAGGACUGGCAUUUUAUAUCCUGGAGCUCAUUAUCAACACCACGAUGAUCGCAGAAGUCAGCAUUCGUUUUGUGGCAUUCGGCAGGCGCUUUUGGAAGUCGCCGUUUAACGUGAUCGACCUUGUUCUAACAUUCUUCUGCGUGAUCACGGUCCUUACGAUAGUCUUUGCGGGCUGCGGUUCGACCAGCAAAGAAGAGGAAUUAUUGGAUACUCUGCUUCUAGUGGGCCGGAACGUGCUUCAGUUCAUUCGCUUAGCUGCGGUAAUGCGGCAAUCUGGACAGUCAAUUUUCUCUCGACCUCGGCCAAUAGAUUUGACCGCAGCGAGACGAGCGGGAUUCAGUUUAGAUCUAGACCUGCCUGAAGACGCAGAAGAGGAGUUGGCUCGCUCAAGGACCCGAAAUCCGGUACUUUUUGAUGCCCAAGGACGAGAUGAGGAAGAAGGCCUAAUUCCACCGCCCCCACCUCCGAAGCCCAAUAAACCACCUGUCAUCGACGAUCGAGACCAGGAAGACUUGUGGGCGGGCUUGUGA
This is a messenger RNA of Fomitiporia mediterranea MF3/22, 696 nucleotides long. RefSeq lists its product as uncharacterized. The coding region runs from base 1 to 696 and encodes 231 amino acids. Gene Ontology annotation, molecular function: monoatomic ion channel activity. Gene Ontology annotation, biological process: monoatomic ion transport; transmembrane transport. The record is from RefSeq and is a predicted model, not a curated record. The transcript has 3 exons. Lineage: Eukaryota; Fungi; Basidiomycota; Agaricomycetes; Hymenochaetales; Hymenochaetaceae. Gene Ontology annotation, cellular component: membrane.